AUGGGAAGCCCGAGCAAUGAGAACCACCCUCCCGCUCUGCAGCAGCUGCCACAGCCAGCCAUGGACAAAGGCAAGGCCAAGGGCGACCUUACCGUGGUCGUUGCCGCCGAACCCGAGCUGCAGGAGGACGAAGAGCUGUUCAGCGAGUCCGAGUCAGGUGCAGAGUCGAUCGAGAUCGCCGACCUGAAGAAGCGCAUGUGGAAGGACCAAAUGCUUCUCAUGAAGCUGGAGGGCAGCUCGGGCCACGGCCGGCGAGCCGACACACAGUGGCCAGGCUCGGACCCGCUGGCCCAGGCGCAGAACGAGCUACCAGAGACGCCCGAGUCGCGGUACCGCCGCAAGGCGAUGCUCCGGGCGCAGGACGGCGUCCUCCGGCACAUGCUGCGGAUGAUGGAGGCGUGCAACGCGCGGGGGUUCGUGUACGGCAUCGUGGACGAGGCCGGCGUGCCCGUGUCCGGCUCCUCCGACAGCCUCCGCGGCUGGUGGAAGGAGGACGUCGGGUUCGAGCGGACCGGGCCGACUGCCCUGGCCGGCGGCGGCGGCGGCACGGGGACGACGGACCUCGAGGAGAGCCCGGCGGCGGCGGCGUCGUUCCUCCACGGGCUCCUCGACAUCCAGGACAGCACGCUGGGGUCCCUGCUCUCGGCGCUGAUCCAGCACUGCGAGCCCCCGCAGCGGAGCUUCCCGCUGGACAGGGGCCUGCCGCCGCCGUGGUGGCCGACGGGGCAGGAGGUGUGGUGGGGCCUGCAGGGCGAGACGCAGGCGCACCAGGGCCCGCCGCCGUACCGGAAGCCCCACGACCUGAAGAAGGCGUGGAAGAUCUCGCUGCUGAGCGCGGUGAUCAAGCACCUCAGCCCGCGGUUCGACCAGAUGCGCAAGCUUGUGUGGCAGUCCAAGCGGCUGCAGCACAGGAUGAGCGCCCGGGACGCCGAGACCUGGUCCAGGGUCAUCACCCAGGAGGAGGCGCUCGACCGCCAGGUGCAGCGCGCGCUGCAGAUCACACCACUCGACGACGACGACCACGACGAGGAGGACGUCGCUGAUGGUCCAUGGAACACGGAGCGCAUUCUGCACGUCGACAAGCGAAAGCGCGGUGUCGGCACCGAGAGCGCGGGCGGAAAUGGUGGCAGUGGUAGGGAGCUGGUGUCACUGCCGGGCAUCGACGGCAUUGCUGAGGCGGACCGCAACUCCAUCGACGAGCUCAUGAAGAUGUACUACAGCUGCCUCCAGGGGACAGACGAUGGGGAGCAGGAGAUCAAGGACGUAACUGUUGUCGGGCCUGGAAAUGGAGAACAGAGCAAUGCUGCUGCCGAAGCCGGCGCACUGGACGCGACCACGCUGCAGGAUGAUAUGCUUGAGGAUUUCCUGAGCGUCCCCGAUGUGCUGAACAUCAGUGACUUCCCGGGCAGUCCGGUAUGGCGCUGGGGGAGCUCAGAUCUCGAUUAG
Lolium rigidum is the source of this 1446-nucleotide messenger RNA. RefSeq names its product ETHYLENE INSENSITIVE 3-like 5 protein. The transcript has a single exon. Gene Ontology annotation, cellular component: nucleus. Gene Ontology annotation, molecular function: DNA-binding transcription factor activity; DNA binding. NCBI's taxonomy places the organism in Eukaryota, Viridiplantae, Streptophyta, Magnoliopsida, Poales, Poaceae. The record is from RefSeq and is a predicted model, not a curated record. Bases 1 to 1446 code for a protein of 481 amino acids.